This is a messenger RNA of Setaria italica (foxtail millet), 333 nucleotides long. RefSeq lists its product as uncharacterized. Lineage: Eukaryota; Viridiplantae; Streptophyta; Magnoliopsida; Poales; Poaceae. Bases 1 to 333 code for a protein of 110 amino acids. The record is from RefSeq and is a predicted model, not a curated record. Gene Ontology annotation, molecular function: DNA binding; protein dimerization activity. The transcript has a single exon.
AUGGCUCAGAGCCAGACAAGCUUCUCAGAGCGCACCAACACACUCUUCUCCAUGGCAAAAGACCUCUCCCAGGAGGUCGGUGCCCACGUCACCGUCAUCGUGUUCUCCCCUACCGGUGAGCCCAAAGCCUACGGAGCACCCAUCGCCAACUCCAUCCUCCGCACCUACCUCCCUGAGAUCCAUAGCUCACCAUCUCCAGCUUGUUAUGAAACGGCGGAGGAGGCUGCCGCUAGGGUUGACGGAAUGAAGUGGGAGGUGGAGGAGACCGCUUUCCUAGCUGAGGCAGAAAGGGUGCGUCAGGCUGUCGCAUGGUCGAACAUCCUAACGGCUUAG